AUGCAAGGAAAUCUCCCCCUCGGGUUUCAAAAAGACCUGGCUCGUCGACUAGCUCAUCAACUGCAGCCUCUGGUCACUUCGCACGGUAAAGCCAAACUAUUCCCUUGGACAAAAUCAUGGUCAGCCACUAAUUAUCUGAAAGAUGGCAGCCCCAGGCUCAGCCAUGAAGCACUAGCUACCCUGGAGAACCAGCUCCGACACAUAUCCUCUCAUCAUCAACAGAACUCAACCGUCAAAAGUACCAGCGGCUCUGUAAACCAUGGCCCUAGUCCACCUCUGUACAUGGCCCAACCCGGUGCUGCCAAUGUCCCCCUGGCGCCCAAUGAUCUCAUUACAUUCGACGAGGACUGCGUUAAGAAUCCCAGAUAUUUCGUAUCCUUCCCACCAAAGAGCCCAGCUUCACUUAAGACAAUCUAUACAAAUAACCAACCGCAGACCGCAGACUGCUUCUGGGAUUUCGAAUCUCGCCGCUACGUCUGCCCAUGCAGCUUCAGCACCACAAACUGGCACAACUUCGAGACUCACAUCUCGGGACACCCACACCAAAGCGCGCUCCAAGAAGGGAGCAUUUCAUCAAAGCGCCAGAAGCCCCAGUGCGUCGAUAAAUUACCCUUGCAAUCUCCUCACGCUCUACCACUACCUUUCAAUUCCAAGAUGCCUUCUUCCCAUGCUAUACCAAGCCCAUCAUUCCCCGUCAUGUGCUCUCUAACCAGAUUCAGGUGCAAAUUUUGCCUCAAGACCUUCUUCUCCUACGCCGCUCUCGUCGGACACCUCGAAUUGGGUCCCACUCGGUGCGCCAAGAAGCAGCCCAGCGCUGUAGCCGCCGCUAUUACUCAGAUCACGGCUGGGGUCCGCCGCGCCCCUGGCCAGGUGCCCCUUGGCCCGGGUGAUCUUCCGAGCCCGGCGUCAGUCCAGGCCCACGCGCAGGCCAUGGUAGAUCAGUGGAAGUGGCGCGAUAUGUCGCAGGUGGCCGGGGCAGAGGAAGAGGAGAAGGAGUUGGACUGGCGGGCGAGAGAUCCAAGGCGGGAGAACGCUUCUUUUUGGUAG
Penicillium macrosclerotiorum is the source of this 1047-nucleotide messenger RNA. RefSeq lists its product as uncharacterized. The transcript has a single exon. Bases 1 to 1047 code for a protein of 348 amino acids. Lineage: Eukaryota; Fungi; Ascomycota; Eurotiomycetes; Eurotiales; Aspergillaceae. The record is from RefSeq and is a predicted model, not a curated record.